Molecule: messenger RNA, 2337 nt
Organism: Paramecium tetraurelia
Lineage: Eukaryota; Ciliophora; Oligohymenophorea; Peniculida; Parameciidae
Exons: 3
Biological process (GO): cilium assembly
Cellular component (GO): centriolar satellite
Source: RefSeq, a predicted model, not a curated record
AUGAGCUUGAAGAGGAGAGAUUUCAUAAAACUGAUGAAAUCAAUGAAUAUUGACCCAACUACAUUUUCUGAGGAAGAUAUUAGGCAAUUCGAACAAGGCUAAGUGAUUAUGAGCGACAGUGAAUCAGAUAGCAUGAGAGAUUCUGUAUCCAUAGCUGAUAUUGAGAAUUUUUAAUAGAAGAGACAUAAUAGAGGAGGGGAUACUCACGACACAGUCAAUAUGAAAAAUGUAUUAUAAUUGAUUCAAUAAUAGAAUUAUUCUUCUGUAGUGGGCAUGCAAGAGAAAUAAAUAGCAUUUCUAAAUGCAGAAAUAAAGCGGAUUCAAGCAGCUAACGAUGCUGAUAGACAAAGGAUUUUUGCUAAUCAUAGAAUUGAAACUGAUAAGCUUUUAAGUGAAAUCAAACAACUUAAGUCUAAGAUGAUAUAUUAAGAAUCUCAAUUGCCAGGAAUAAGGGAGGCUUUGGCAUAAGUCAGAGACAUGUUAGCUGGGUUAGUUCCAGAGGUUGUUUAUUUGAGAUUGAGAGAUAUGAAUGAGAAGGAGAUGCCCAUCUAAGAUUGGGUGCUGGUUUAGGUUUGGGAGAUUGUGUAUCCAUUUAAAAAGGAAGGGGAAUUUUAGAAAAAGGAGAUAUUGGCUUUGAGAGAAGAACUUAGAUAGAUUACAGAGAAACACUAAUUCUUAUUGAAUGAUUUGGAACAUGGAUAAAAGAUGAUGGUAGAUAGAGAAGAGGAUAUCAGAAGACACAAAUUAAACUAUGAUAAUGCUAGGAAAGCUUUGGAGUUAGAACUAAUUAAGUCUUAAGAAGAGUUAGCCCUUUUAAGAGAGAAGGGUGCGAGAUUUGAUGAGUUGAGCAGGGAUUAUAAGAGAUUGGAAUAAGAGAAGUUUUUAUUGGAAGAAAAGGCUGGUUUCUAUCAAAAUAAUCAAGCAGGGGAUAAGGCAAGAGAUCAAUAUAAGGCAUAGGAUGAUGCCAAGAGAAAGGGAGAUCUUUUAUAAUAAGACAAGGAGUAUUUAACUAAGGAGAACAUAUAGCUAUUGGAGAAGGUUAAGAGAUUGGAGGACAAAUUGGAUAGAACAGAGAAGGAAUAUUUGGAAGCAAAAAACUAAGCCUAAGAAUAUCUAUUCUAAUUGCUCAAUUCUAAAACUGAUUAGACUCAGGCUUAUGAAAAAAGAAUUUACUCGGAAAUUGCAGAUCUUAAAGAAAAGCAUCAUCAUGAAUUGGAAAUUGCCAAAUAGAAUUUAGUUGAUAUUUAUGAAACUUAGAUAAAAUUCUUGAAGGAUGCAAAGGAAGAAAUUUAACUUAGAAAAGAUAAUCUAGAAGGGUAAGUGAAGGAAAAGUCAAUAUUAUAUGAUCAUUUAUUAAUUGAUUAUAGAAAUUUAUAAAGAAAAAUAGAUGGAGAUUUAUCUGAAUAGAGAAUUCAAUUGAGGUUAAAGGUGGAGGAGUUGGAUAGAGUUUAGAAUAUCUAUGAGGAUACUUUGGCCAAUCUCAAGGCUAUGAAAUAUGAGAAUGAGAUGCUAAGGGAAAAAAUAAAUGUUUUAAAGGCAGAGUAUUAUAAAUGUUAAGUAGAGGCAAAGGAACAGAUGAGCGGCAUAAAUGCUCAAUUACAAGUUGCAAAAGAACAACUCAAAAAUUAUGAAGGAAUUGAAAGAGAAAUUGAUGAUGCUAUUAUGAAAUCAGCAGGUAAUGAAUAUGAUGCUAUGAAUCCAUUAUUGGGAUUUAUGGGCACUGUGCCUACUUCUUCUAAAAGGAGAAUUCAACAGGCUUUAAAUUUGGCUUAAAGACUGCAAGCAAAGUAAAGAGAAUCAGAAGAGUUACAAAUAAAAUUAAGAGAGAAGCAAUAAGAAAUUGAGAAAUUAUAAGAGGAGACCAAAUUGUAGAGAGAUGUACUUGAUAAAACACAUCAACCUCAUUCCUAUUUAGUUGCCCAUAUUGAAGAGAGAGACCGAGAGAUCUUAAAAUAUAAGUCAUUGCUAAAAAAAUAUGAUUAGGAUUAUUAGAUUUUAAAGGCUGAAAAUGAUGAUAUUGCUAAUAGAUUCAUGAGGGCAGAGGAAGAUCUAUAAAGAUUGAGGAUUAAAAGAUAGAAUUUGCAGAAUAUUUAGAAUAUUUUAAUAGGGAUUGCCACUGGUAGUUAAAAUGAUAUGAGACAAAAUUUGAGGAGUGCCAUAAACGAGAUGUCGGAAGCAUUAAAUACAAAAACAUAUAUUGAUCCUUAAAGUGCUAUGUAGAAAAAGAGUAAGAAAUUGGAUUUAUUUUUAGAUGUUGCUCAAAAUAAUCAAUAAAAAUAAAAAGAGUAAGAAGGGCCAUCUUGGUAUUCAAAACUCAAGCAAAAGCAGAAGAGGUGA